GCUGUGUUAAUGCACCAUUUUCAUGUAAGGAAUAAGACGCUCAAGUUCCUCAGGUGUCUGUCUGUCCAUACGUGCAUUUAUGGAACAGAUGAUGAGCAAUGCUCUGCCACAUUGCUACACAGAAUGUCUUCUACACAGUUCACCCACAUGCGGUUUGAUUUUUGCCCACUUCCAGAUGCCCUCUCGCUGCAGGAAUGCGCUGAACAUCGUGGUCACCACCCUUUUUGCUGCGGUGGUCCUCUUCACCAUCCUGCUGGCCUAUGUCACAGGCUACCAGUUCAUCCACACUGAACAGCACCACCUCUCCUUUGGCCUCUAUGGUGCCUUCCUCUCCCUCCACCUCUUCCUCCAGAGCCUUUUUGCCUUCCUGGAGCAUCGGCGGAUGAGGAGCCCCGCCCAGCCUCAGCACCUCCGUCGUUCGGUAGCCCUCUGCAUUGCCGCCUACCAGGAGGACCCAGACUAUCUGAGGAAGUGCCUGCGCAGUGUCCGCAGAAUCUCCUUCCCUGGGCUGAAGGUGGUGCUGGUGGUGGAUGGGAACCGGCCUGAGGAUCGCUACAUGAUGGACAUUUUCCAGGAGGUGAUGGGCGGGGCUGACCAGGCUGGCAGUAUGGUGUGGAAAGGAAACUAUCACAGUGAUGGGAGUGGAGGAGGAGGUGUCGGAGGUGGAGGGAGGAGCACAGUGCACAUGGAGGAGGCAGCACGUGUGGCUCGGCUGGUCAGAGGCUGCCGUUACUCCUGCAUCAUGCAGGAGUGGGGAGGGAAAAGAGAGGUGAUGUACACUGCCUUUAAAGCACUGGGGGACAGUGUGGACUACAUGCAGGUGUGUGACUCAGACACAGUUCUAGACCCAGCAUGUACCAUAGAGAUGCUGAAGAUUCUUGAGGAAGAUCCGAUGGUGGGAGCAGUUGGUGGAGAUGUACAGAUCCUUAACAAGUAUGAUUCGUGGAUCUCCUUCCUCAGCAGUGUGCGCUACUGGAUGGCCUUCAAUAUAGAGAGGGCCUGCCAGUCCUACUUUGGAUGUGUCCAGUGCAUCAGCGGCCCUCUGGGGAUGUACAGGAGCUCGUUGCUUCAGCGCUUCCUGGAGCCCUGGUACCACCAGACCUUCCUAGGCUCCAAGUGCAGCUUUGGUGAUGAUCGCCACCUCACCAAUCGGGUGCUCAGCUUCGGCUACAAGACAAAAUUCACGGCGCGAUCACAGUGCCAGACUGAGACACCAACCCAGUAUCUGCGUUGGCUCAACCAGCAGACUCGAUGGAGCAAGUCUUACUUCCGUGAAUGGCUCUACAAUGCCCUGUGGUUCCACAAGCACAGUCUCUGGAUGACCUAUGAGUCAGUGGUCACUGGCUUCUUCCCCUUCUUCCUGGUUGCCACGGUCAUCCACCUCUUCUACCGUGGAAGGCUGUGGAACAUCCUGCUCUUCUUAUUGACAGUCCAGCUGGUUGGGAUGGUGAAGGCCACCUACGCCUGUUUCCUACGUGGUAGCCUGGUCAUGAUCUUCAUGUCACUCUAUUCUCUGCUCUACAUGUCCAGCUUGCUUCCUGCCAAAAUAUUUGCCUUGCUCACCAUCAACAAGUCUGGAUGGGGCACUUCAGGCCGCAGGAAGAUCGUGGUCAACUUCAUCGGUGCUGUACCUGUCACAGUGUGGGCUAUGGUGCUGCUUGGAGGAGUGGCCUAUACAAUCUACUGCGAAACACAGGAGCCAUUCAGUGAGACAGAGAAAGCCUUGUUGAUAGCAGGGACGAUACUCUAUGCCUGCUACUGGCUCAUUCUACUGGUGCUGUACCUGGCAAUCGUAGCCAAACGGUGUAACAAGAGGGAAGAACAGUAUCACCUGCCAUAUGCUGAGGCAUAAACCUAUUACCAGAGAGACUGGUAGGACAUCUGCACCAAGUUUCACUGCAGUUUGAUUCUAGCAGGCUGUCUGUCGACGCUGUGAACUGUAGUGUGAUGGGCUGUGAACCAGGGAAACACUCACGUCUUCAUCACUGGUGCUAGAAAGGUGUGAAUCUGGAAUCUGGGCAGCAGGAAUCUUAUCCAGCUGAAGGAGGAGGCUCUGAGAUGACUGUAUCCAUACAGCUUCCCCAUUUAUCUCAUGGUGCUUCACACUGAAAAACCAAACCAAAUGGAAGUGAUCCAGUGUAUAAUGUGUUCAUACACUUGUAAGAGUGACAUGCUCAGAAGAACAUUAGGUAGU
Molecule: messenger RNA, 2194 nt
Organism: Scatophagus argus
Lineage: Eukaryota; Metazoa; Chordata; Actinopteri; Scatophagidae
Gene: has3
Product: hyaluronan synthase 3
Exons: 4
Coding region: 80-1852 (590 amino acids)
Biological process (GO): hyaluronan biosynthetic process; extracellular matrix assembly
Molecular function (GO): hyaluronan synthase activity
Source: RefSeq, a predicted model, not a curated record